Thalassophryne amazonica is the source of this 2818-nucleotide messenger RNA. RefSeq names its product cilia and flagella associated protein 221 (gene cfap221). The transcript has 25 exons. Lineage: Eukaryota; Metazoa; Chordata; Actinopteri; Batrachoidiformes; Batrachoididae. Bases 123 to 2603 code for a protein of 826 amino acids. Gene Ontology annotation, cellular component: cilium. Gene Ontology annotation, biological process: cilium assembly; cilium movement. The record is from RefSeq and is a predicted model, not a curated record.
UUUCGACACAUGUUUUGCAGCGUCGGUGUCGGACCUGCAGCUUUGUCGCUCCAAAGGUUUUCUUUGAAAAACAGCCGUCUGCCGUUGCUCUUAUGUGGAACCGGACCUGACUCUUUGCUCCAAUGGCAGCGGCCCUCUCUGCCCCGCAGAUGCUCUCGGAGCCCCUCAGGCGGAUUCCUCUGCCUCUGAGCCAGCUGGUGGAAGACACCAGGAUCAGCAUUCCUAAUCAUCUACUGGAUUCAAAAAUCUACACCAAACUGAAAAGCAAUGGUUUGAUUGAAGCAGAUCCCCCAGAGAUCCACUUCAGUGGCUUUAAACUCGGCAAGGAUUACCUUAAGAGCCUGAAACUAAUCAACAUCUCAUCUGAAGUCAUUAAUAUUCAUAUCAUCCCCACCCAGACGAAGCCCUUUCAAACAAUUUACACCAAAAAGUAUCGACUCGUUCCUGGCCUCUCCUACACGCUAAACGUCCAAUUCCAUCCCGAUGAGUGGCGUUACUUCUAUGACUGUAUUCGAGUUCACUGCAAGGGUGAUGAGAACAUUUUAAUUCCAGUUCAUGCUUACCCCAUCAUCGAUGACUUGUGCUUCCCUCCGCGUAUUGAUCUUCCAGCCACGCCCCUUGGGCAGAGUGUUAGCCGCACUAUUCCUCUGCGAUGCAGCUGCCCCGUUGACUUUGAGUUUCAGGUGGACAUUAUUGAGACCCAUAAGGCUUUCUCCAUCCAUCCUCUCACAGGUGUAAUACCAGCUAAUGGUGAGGUGAAGAUCACUGUGACCUUCAGUCCAUUCCAGUAUGAGACUUGUCAGAUCACCAUCCAGCUUGUCAUUUCACAAUUUAACACCAAACCCCACCUCUGUACCAUCACCGGUAGCUCCGCCCCUCACCUAGCAUCCAGUUUGAUGGAGAAAGGCUUUGGUUAUGACUUGGAAGUAUCCAAAGGACCUUCACCUGCCUCCAAACGGUUUCUCAGAAAUAAAGCCAACUACAGGUCAACCAAGGAGGCUGACAAAUCAAAGACACUGAGAGCUCACGUUGAGGUUAAACCUGCCCUUCAGCUGUUGGAAGAUGUGUGUAGCCCUGGAGGGGUGGCAAAGAUGCUGAUCAAAGAUGGAAAUAAAUUCAGCUCUCAAGACCUGAGAGACGCCAUGUCAUGUGGCAGCAUGGCAGGCCUGCAAAACAGACAGCUGAAGGAGGCUCACUUCCUAAAAAAGAUCCAGCAAAAUAUGAGGGAAGAGCGAGACCGUCGCCACAAAUGGCAAGUUCAUCUGGGUAAUGACCCUGUGCCAGAACAAAUGAGGAGGACGAUAUUGGAGGAAAGAGAGAUUGCGCUACGUGAAUACAUGGUAAAAAAGGGAGGCUUGUGGCAGGAUGAAGAAUUUACUGCUGGACCACCUAAACUAUUCUCCCAACGGGUGCUUUGUGAAGUAGGACAGGUACCCGAUGAAGUCCCAUCCUUUGAGUUUCACCCAAGUUGUCCAAAGGAGCUGAAAGACAGAGCCCGCCGAAUGUUCCAGCAGGCAGCACGCAAGGUGGUAAUCCGUUGUCGCAUGAACGCGAGACUGACAUCUUUGAAGAAACUGGCAGAGAGUAUGAAGGACUCGCCGUCGGCACAGCAAGUUGAUGAAGAGAAGCAGACAUGUACAUUGAAGGUGUCCCCAGAUAAAGUAUUUCCAUCAUCUUUUCCUGUUUUCUCCAGUGAGGCCAACCCACUGGCUUUGAGAAAUUUGACCGCAGUGCCUGUGGAUCCCAUUGAUGUAACUGUGACAGCACAUAUCCCUUUCUUCAAGCUCCAAGUUCCCCAGCACUAUAAACAAAGGGGCUACCGGCCCAUCUCAGCCUGGGAGGCAUAUGACGCUUUUAUUCCCCUUCCACCAGACACGCUGCUUUACACUGCAGUUUCUGACAGUGAAAAUGAAGAAGAGAAUGUGGAAACGAGAAAUCUUAGCUUCAGCAUCCCUGAAGCUCUGCUGAAACCUUUUCCAGCACACCCACUACGAAUUUUUAACCCAGCACCUGGCCUACGGGCUUACAAACCCACACCUAAAUACCUGGAGACUGAUUUGGAGUACCACCUCUGCCCUUUGCCCAGGUAUCCAGUCCCUGAAAAUAACACUUGUGGCAUCAAGACACAAACCCCAAGCACUCAGAAAAGGUUUCUUGACCACAAGGAGAUGAUCAAAGGGGUCAUGACAUGGAAGAAUUUUGAUUCGAUCACCUUGAAGCAUCUGUCCAAACAGCCUGCUCUCACCAGCUCCUGGGCCCUGCGGAGGUCUGUUGACUACAACACAGAGAUACUUCCACUCACCGCUCCUCCUCUUCCUCUUAGUGGUUUUCCGGAUGACCUGGUAAUGCUAAUGGACAAAACAUCUGAAGAAUCAGGAAUCCAGCUGACACCAGAGAUGAUCAAAGCUGAGUUUUUGAGUCCAGAAGUUCCUUUCUCUACCAAUAACCUCAUGUCAGGAGUGACAGACAGGUGUCAGAGGGAGCGUGAGGUAGAGGGGACCUACAUGCCCGAGUUCAACCAGAUGGGGAAAAGAGUAAUGAGCCGGCUGAAGCAACUGGGACUAAGUGACACAACUUUCCAUUCAGCAGGAGAAUACCAAUAGGCAACACACGCACAUGCACACAACCACAGCUAAACAAGAUGACCAGUGACUUUCUCACCCAUCUACGAGCCUCACGCCAACUCAGAAAUACAGUUAAGCCCCUCCUCCUAAAGAGCCUGAAAAUUCAUUAUCCCUCCACCCACACAUCUGGGUGCAAUCACAUCUGUAUUCUAAUAAGCUACAUUACAUUACAGCUGCAUCUACUUAAAAAAAAU